UCCGGGGGCGGAGCCGGCGCGGCCGGCCGGGCAGUCGGGCGCGGGCCGCGGGCCGCGAUGGGCGAGGGCGGUCUGCCCCCGGCCUUCCAACUGCUGCUGCGCGCCUGCGAUCAGGGCGACACCGAGACGGCGCGGCGACUGCUGGAGCCGGGAGCGGCGGAACCGGCAGAGCGCGGUGCGGAGCCUGAGGCGGGCGCGGAGCCGGCGGGGGCCGAGGCGGCCGGGCCCGGGGCGGCGGCGGCGGCGGCGGCGGCGGCCGGAGCGCCAGUGCCGGUGGACUGCUCGGACGAGGCGGGCAACACUGCGCUGCAGUUCGCAGCGGCCGGGGGCCACGAGCAGCUGGUGCGCUUCCUGCUGCGUCGCGGCGCCUCGGUCAACAGCCGCAACCACUACGGCUGGAGCGCGCUCAUGCAGGCAGCCAGAUUUGGGCACGUGAGCGUGGCACACCUCCUUUUGGAUCAUGGGGCUGAUGUCAAUGCCCAGAACCGGUUGGGGGCCAGUGUGCUCACCGUGGCCUCUCGAGGUGGCCACCUGGGCGUGGUGAAGCUGCUCCUGGAAGCCGGUGCCUUCGUGGACCAUCACAAACCCUUAGGCGAGCAGGUGGGGGACAGCAGGGACGAGCUGCUGGGCAUCACUGCCCUAAUGGCUGCCAUCCAGCAUGGACAUGAGGCUGUGGUGCGUCUGCUCAUAGAAUGGGGUGCAGACCCCAACCACGUGGCCCGGACCGUGGGCUGGAGCCCACUGAUGCUGACGGCCCUCAUCGGGAGGCUUGGCAUGGCUCAGCAGCUGGUGGAGAAGGGGGCCAACCCUGACCACCUCAGCGUGCUGGAGAAGACCGCCUUCGAGGUGGCACUUGACCGCAGGCACAGGGACCUCGUGGACUACCUGGACCCACUGACAACCGUCAGGCCCAAGACAGAUGAGGAGAAAAGGCGACCUGAUAUUUUCCAUGCAUUGAAAAUGGGAAACUUCCAGCUGGUCAAGGAGAUUGCCGACGAAGACCCCAACCAUGUGAAUCUGGUCAAUGGAGAUGGUGCGACCCCCCUGAUGUUGGCAGCUGUCAUGGGGCAGCUGCCUCUGGUGCAGCUACUGGUGGAGAGGCAUGCUGACGUGGACAAGCAGGACAGCGUGCACGGCUGGACAGCACUCAUGCAGGCCACCUACCACGGGAAUAAGGAGAUUGUCAAAUAUCUGCUGAACCAAGGGGCUGAUGUCACUCUUCGUGCAAAAAACGGGUACACGGCAUUUGACCUAGUGAUGCUGCUGAGUGAUCCUGACACGGAACUUGUUCGACUGCUGGCAUCUGUCUGCAUGCAGGUGAAUAAAGACAAAGGCCGGCCCAGCCACCCACCACCCCUGCCCCACUCGAAGGUCCGACAGCCCUGGAGUGUCCCAGUGCUGCCUGAUGACAAAGGCGGACUUAAGUCCUGGUGGAACCGAAUGUCCAAUCGGUUCCGGAAGCUCAAGCUGAUGCAGACACUACCCCGUGGGCUGUCCAGCAACCAGCCAUUGCCUUUCUGUGAUGAGCCAGAGCCAGCACUGGACUCCACAAUGAGGGCCCCACCCCCCGACAAGAUGAGCCGGUCUGGGCUCCCCGAUGUGGCCCCCAUGACCAAAGACAAUGGUCCUGGGAGCACCAGAGGAGAAAAGGAAGAUGUAUUAUUGACAACCAUGCUUCGAAAUGGAGCCCCCUUCACCAGACUCCCGAGCGACAAGCUGAAGGCAGUCAUCCCCCCUUUCUUACCCCCUUCCAGCUUUGAGCUGUGGAGCUCGGAUCGGUCCCGGACAUGUCACAAUGGGAAGGCAGACCCCAUGAAGACCGUGCUGCCCCAGAGAGCCAGCAGGGGCCAGCCCGUGGGCAGUGGGAGUACAGACACCACCCCUGUCAGGCCUGUUAAAUUUCCAUCUCUCUCCAGAAGCCCGGCCUCGCCCGCCAAUUCUGGAAACUUCAAUCACUCACCUCAUUCCUCUGGUGGCUCCAGUGGGGUAGGGGGCCUAAGCAGGCAUGGUGGGGAGCUGCACAACCGCUCAGGUGGCAGCAUAGACAGUGUCCUGUCCCAGAUCGCUGCCCAGAGGAAAAAAGCAGCCGGAUUAUCCGAGCAGAAGCCCAGCCAUCGGUCAAGUCCUGUUGGGCCAGCGCCUGGCUCCAGCCCAUCCGAGCUCCCGGUCUCCCCGGCAGCAGCCAGCAGUGUUCCUGGUGGGAAGCAGAAACUAGAGACGAGCAAAAGGCCUCCGUCUGGAACUUCAACUACCUCCAAAAGCACCUCCCCAACCCUCACGCCUUCGCCUUCUCCCAAAGGGCAUGCGGCGGAAUCCUCCGUGUCCUCCUCCUCGUCCCACCGACAGUCUAAGAGCAGUGGGGGCUCCAGCAGUGGCACCAUCACUGACGAGGAUGAACUGACUGGAAUCCUUAAGAAAUUAUCACUUGAGAAAUAUCAGCCCAUUUUUGAGGAGCAAGAGGUGGAUAUGGAAGCCUUCCUCACGCUCACUGACGGUGACUUGAAGGAGCUGGGUAUUAAGACAGAUGGAUCCAGGCAGCAGAUUUUGGCAGCGAUUUCUGAACUGAAUGCAGGCAAGGGACGCGAGAGACAAAUCUUACAGGAAACCAUUCACAACUUCCACUCUUCCUUCGAGAGCAGCGCCAGCAACACCAGGGCCCCUGGAAACAAUCCGUGUACGUGACCCUCCUUCUCGGGGUCACCGGCAUGAGCUUUCUGAACCUCAGUACCCUCUGCAUACGGCCAGUGCUCCAGCCACCUGUCCUUCCCCAUUCUCUGAAACAUACAAUGCUUUGUCACACUACUGUGCUUUCAUCACACUAUUCCCUCUGCCUGGAAUGCCAGUCUUCCUUUCCCUAUUAUAGGAGUGGGUGAUGCUAGUUGCGGUAACAAACUCCAACACAGUAGAGACGUAUUCUGCUAUAGGACCUCGUAUGGCUGCCUGUGCUGGGCAGAAGCACACGGUAAUUCAGGGACCCAGCUCCUCCUGUCUGUGGCUCUGCCAUUCCCAGGGGCCUUGGAGUCUUUGCUUCUGGCUGGCAGAGGAGAAGGGGAUGGUGGUGAAGGUACAGCCACUUAACUGCCUUGCUCUUAACGGCUCACAUUCCAUCAGCCACCCAAAGUCACAUGGCCCCACCUUGAUGAAAGGAGACUGGGAAGUGUAGUCUUUGUUCAGGUAGUGCCCUCACAGCUACAAAUCUGUACUUAGAUGAGGGAGCGUAUAUUUUGGAGGAAGUUAGCCACACCACCACCUCCUCCCUUAGAACUUCUAACUUGUCCCUCCCACCAAUGCACCCACCAAAGAAGCUAUUCUUUACUCCCUUGCCCAGAACUAACUCCUCCAGCCACUGGGGCCCCAUACUGGUCUGUAUGAAAAUGGCUCUCACUGCAUCUGCUGCAAACGGCGUACAGCAGCUGUUCAGAUGUGUGCGUUGAAUGCAUUUUUUCUUUCUUGCAAAGACAGCCUUUUUAUAUAGGAAAAAAAAAGAGAGGUCCAAGGGGUCUUGGAGGAUCCCUUCUCUUUCCUUGUCUGUGGCUGGGCAAGACAAUGCUCUGAUAUUCCUCGGUGCUCACUCCGUAUCACUGUAGGGCUUUUCCACUUUGAGUGGAAGCAGAAAACCCUGAUAGAUUACAUUGUGGAAGGACUUGGAUGCUCACAUUUUCCAGGCAAUGAAGUGAGGAAUUUGAAAUUUCUUCUAGACACUGUUAAUGCUGUGUUCCUCAGAAGGGGAUCAGCCCCUGUGGUUUUUCUACCAUGUCAUAUUCUACAAAAAGGACUCUGACUUUUUUGAGUCCAGUAGGUUUCUGAAAUGUUUUCAAGUACGUAAUUCAUUUGGACAACACGUGCUGCACUUCUGCCAUGUGCUGGGUGAUUGGGUGCAGAGAUGAGCCAGAGCCAUUCCCCCCUCUUGAGCACUCUUAAGGAGAAGAUGUGAGUGGAUGGUCCCAGCCUUGAGGGGCAGCCCAGAGGAGUGGAAAGCGUUCUGGACUCGGCUCAGGGUUCUGGUCCUGCCCUGCAGCUGGCCAGCUGUGUGUCCGAAGACAGGUUAACUUGGGCUCUCAGAGCCAAUGUGUGUCAAGUACUUGGUGUGUGGGAUGUGCACGAUGGAUGGCAGCCUUUGCAGGGUUCUCAUCUUCACCAGGAGCCUUGCCAGGCUGCGUGCUGGUGUCCUGGGGAAAUGUGGCCUCUCCUCUCUCCCUCUGGUGCCCAUUUCCCUCCGCUGGCUUCUGCAUUGCCCGCAGCCCCAGUGUUCUCUCUCCCCAUCAUCAAUACAGCAGAUGCUGUUCCUCCUUUACCCUCUCAUCCUCUCACCCAUAGAAGCCAACUUUUCACAUGACUGGAGAGAAGAGGUUUUGUUUCAGCCAUCCCUGGCAAACGCCUUUAUAAAUGUUCCUCAAAUCACAUCUUUCCUUAAGGAGACACGUGUGUGGCAGCUGGACGCCAGUGUCAUCUGUCCUCACCACCAGCCUGGAGGCUGGCAUAGUUUCACCUCAUUCUGCACACUAGAGGCACAGACAGGGAGGAGUGGAGCCCAGCCCAAAAGGAGCAGAGCUGGCUGAGAACAAGAUCUAGCAGGCUUCCGAAACCGGGCUUUUGCCACUGAAUCCUGUAGACUCCUGGAGCUGGAGGCAGCAAGGGUUCUCACUGUUGUAGUGAACUCAUGCCUUCAGAGGCUAUCAGUAGGCCUUGGGUUGUUUACCUCUGAAAUACAUAUGGGCUCCUGAGUUAGGUGCUGUGAGGUUUUGUGCUUGCUCUUUGCUGUCCUGCUGGUCUUUUCAUCGCCCCUCUAUUUGUGCAGCCUUCACUGGGUUAAGUUUGAUUGAGUACCUAUGAUACGCAGGAGCUAUGCCGGGGUCAGCGUUUCACAAAGGCAUACCUCCAGGGUCUCAUAUGAUGACCCCAGACAGAGCAGGGCUUAUUAUUCUCAUUUUGCAGAUGGGAAAGUAGGCUCAGGAUGGAUGCUGCUUUUGUCUUUUUUACUGGACUCAGUGGCUCUAAGGCUUUUUCUCCCAGGCAGUUUGUGCUGGUUGGUAAGAGCUCCUGGGCACCCUUUCUGGGCCAUGAUCACCACCUUUCUGGGCCCCUCCAGGAGGCUAUUCUUAUCCACAUUGUUUCUCUUGCUCAGUGACCACCAGCAUAUCCUAAAGUGUGUUCUUCAGAACCCUAGUUCCAUAGGGUGCUAGCAGGUUUUUUAUAAAGGAAGAUGAAGGAGGAGUUGUGUAUAUAUGACAGUGGGGUGGGGCUCUGGGAUCAUAGAUUUGGCAGACACCAGGUUAAAGGUCAGUUGCAUGAUUUUUGCUACAGGACACCUCAGAAUCCUUAGCAUGCCAUGCAUGAGGUGGGGGGAUUGCUUCAAAGGGACCAUGUAGCUUGUGGCAUUUCCCACAUAUUUGAUCACAGAGUGCUGCUUCACUCUUGCAAGACUGGGGUUCCUUGGACACCACUGGGGAGCCCCUGCUUUGACUGGGAUAGUGGCAGCCCUGAGGCUUCACAGCCCCUGGGGGUGGACCCAAGUGGCACUGGGGGCUUCCGGCUGGGUCAGGGGUCUUUGGUAAGGGCCUCUUCUCUACCCAGCAGUUCUCUUUUUGGCAGUGGGACAUUGUGGUGAGGGAGUCCCCUGACUUUGAGAAGGCUGGGAUCCUGCUCAGAGGGUUCUGCAUCCUGGGUGUUUCCUGCAGAGCCAAGGGCAUCCUUUCUCAGUGUUGGUGCAGGCAUCCUUUCUCAGUGGCCAAGGGGAUGCUCAUGCCUCCUUGCAUCAGCGUCAGACUAUUACAAGUUUUGCACGGAAAACAUUUACUUUUUCGUUUACCAAACAUUUACUGAGCAUUUACCCUAUAUCCUGUGCUUGCGCUUUGGAUCCAAAGAUGAAGAACAGUUGUCUCUGUCCUCAAAGCAUCCACAGGAUCUUAAGGAGACAAUCACUGAAGUCAGACGUUGUGCCAUAAGGAGUUUUGUAAUAAAGGAGUGUGAUGGGUCCACAGCUCGAAGGACUUGUGGGUGACAGCUCAGGGUCAGCCUGAACAGGCCCCAGUGGAAAGACUGGGUCUGAAGGGGUGAGUCAGCACAUCUGGCAGGUGGGAAAGAAAGAGAAAGGGUUCCCCACACUGGGCGUGGCGGGGAGCAGUGUGUGAGAAGGCAGGUGGCAUGUAACAUUUGUGGAUCAAAUAUCAUCAGGGGUAUAGUUAGAUACUUGCUAUUCUGAUUUAAGGUUCUUUUCUUUGAAAUGCUUGGAAGCAGUCAGUUACCUGGAAAGAGUACAGAAUCACCAGUCAGUCCUAGCACUGGGUUUUGGCUCAGCCACUUCUUAAUGGGCAAUGUGCUUCUUUUACUCCUUGAGCCUGUUUCUCUUUUGGUUACAAGGGGAUAGUGCUCCCCCAAGGCACUGAGGAUCAGAUGCAGGUGAAAGCCCUUUUCACACCAUGUGGAGCUGUGCAGAUGUGAGAAAUCUCCAUCACCUGUUUGAAAUCCUCUCUGUCUCUGUUUCUCCCUCCCCUCACCUCCCACUCGUCCUGAAGUAGGCAGGGCUGGGAGGUCGAGGCCAGAAGCAGCAGCCUCCAGCCAGAGGUAGCAGCAGCUUAGAUGGCUCUGCUGGCAUUGGAGCCCUGAGGACGUGAGGGUUGGUGGUGAAUCUCCACCCUCAGCUGUGCCUAACUCUGCUGUUUGUGUCCUUGGGAUGCCCAGCAAAGUGGACAGAAAGAAGCAGGAAGGCCUUCUAGCCAGAUCACAGGAACUGAUCCAGGGAAGGAAUCAGAAAACCCCUCCCAUUUGCUCUUACCUUAGAGCUGCCUAAGGACACUGCCGUGGAGGCCAGGCCUGGGCUAUACAGCUGUGGACAUCUGCGAUGACCUGUGCUUCCAAAAAGGCACCCCCUGAGGGCCUGGGACCCUUCCCAGGAAGAUUUGCAGCCCAGACUAAAGGUGUUAUGAAGCACCAUCUGUACUCUGCUGUCCACUUCAGGCAAGAUGACCACGUCUCAUUAACCAACAGAUCAUCAACAUGCAAAGAGACCACUACUUUCCCUGUCAAAGUUGACAGCAAAUUCUGCAGGACUGGAGGAGAUGGGUGGUGCACCCUCUCUGCAGCUUCCUUCCUAAGGGAGAGACCACCCAGGGUCCCCUCUUCAGGGCCCUCCCUGCCCAGGGAAGUGAGCCGACUCCCAUCAGGGUAAGGUCCCACCCAGUUCCUGUGAGCACUGCCUCCGUAGGGUUCAUAGACACAUGCCAUGGCUGUCCUCUUCCAGGAAACCUUGUCCCUACCAUCCAGGAGGCUGGGCCUCAGCAGGGCCACUUGAUCCUUUGAUAAGAGACCAAGGUGCUGUUUUGUGUCAGCCUAACUGUGUUUCCAUGUACCAUCCAACACUACUUUCUGUUAUUUUAUUAUUUCCAUACAAAGACUUGAUUCUUUGAAGGAUUUUUGUUUGCCAAAUGUAUAUUAAAUAAUGGUGAAUUUGUCUUCUCA
This is a messenger RNA of Sus scrofa (pig), 7458 nucleotides long. RefSeq names its product ankyrin repeat and sterile alpha motif domain containing 6 (gene ANKS6). The record is from RefSeq and is a predicted model, not a curated record. Gene Ontology annotation, cellular component: cytoplasm. NCBI's taxonomy places the organism in Eukaryota, Metazoa, Chordata, Mammalia, Artiodactyla, Suidae. Gene Ontology annotation, biological process: innate immune response. Gene Ontology annotation, molecular function: protein binding.